CUGCGCUUCUGCUCGAUCGGGUUGAGGAUCUCACUCUCUCUACGAUCUCCGUCACACUGUUACAGAUACUCACCUUCGCAAUGCCAAGUCGACUCGUUCUUCUUCUUUCACUCGCCACUCUCCUCCUCUUCUCCUCCCUCUCCCCGACCAUCUCCAAAGACCUCCAAGAAGACGACGAAGACGAAGACCUCAGCUUCCUCGAAGAGCCCGACGACCGUUCCAACCUCUCGUAUCCGGAGCAUUCUGACGAGGAACUCCUCGAAGAUGACGAUCUUGAUAACUUUAAUGAUCUCGACGAUCCGGUCGAUCAGGAUGGGUUUAAGGAGCCGGAAGUGAACGACCCAGAUGUCGUCGUUCUGAAGGAGGGUAAUUUCAGCGAGUUCGUGGAAGAUAACCGGUUUGUGAUGGUGGAGUUCUAUGCACCGUGGUGCGGCCACUGCCAGGCCCUGGCGCCGGAGUACGCGGCGGCAGCUACUGAGCUCAAGGGUGAGGACGUGGCCUUGGCGAAAGUGGACGCGACGGAGGAGAGCGAUUUGGCUCAGGAGUACGAUGUUCAAGGGUUCCCGACUGUGUAUUUCUUCGUAGAUGGGGUUCACAAACCGUAUACUGGCCAGAGGACCAAAGAAGCUAUAGUGACCUGGAUUAAGAAGAAGAUAGGACCUGGUGUCUACAACUUAACCACCUUGGAUGAUGCUGAACGCAUAUUGACUUCCGAAAGUAAAGUUGUUUUGGGCUACCUCAACUCUUUAGUGGGCCAUGAGAGUGAGGAGCUCGCAGCUGCUUCAAAGAAUGAAGAUGAUGUCAACUUUUACCAGACUGUGAAUCCUGAUGUGGCAAAGUUUUUCCAUGUUGACCCUAAGGUUAAACGCCCUGCUUUGGUCCUUCUAAAGAAGGAAGCAGAGAAAUUGAGUUACUUUGAUGGCCAAUUUGUUAAAUCUACUAUUUCUGAGUUUGUAUCUGCCAACAAGCUUCCUCUAGUUACCACUUUUACUAGGGAAAGUGCCCCUUUAAUAUUUGAAAGUUCCAUUAAGAAACAGCUGUUGCUAUUUGCCACUUCAAAUGACACAGAGAAGGUUGUCCCAAUAUUUCAGGAGGCAGCAAAGUUUUUCAAAGGGAAGCUUAUCUUUGUGCACGUGGAAAUGGACAAUGAAGAUGUUGGGAGACCUGUUUCAGAUUAUUUCGGUGUCACUGGCAAUGCUUCCAAAGUUCUUGCAUACACAGGAAAUGAUGAUGCCAAGAAAUAUGUACUAGAUCAGGAAGUGACCUUGGAUAGCGUCAAAGGCUUUUGGGAGGACUUCCUAGAAGACAAAUUAAAACCUGUCUUCAAGUCAGAACCAAUUCCUGAGAGUAAUGAUGGGGAUGUGAAGAUAGUGGUUGGGAAUAAUUUUGAUGAAAUUGUUCUGGAUGAGUCAAAGGACGUUCUCCUUGAGAUUUAUGCUCCUUGGUGCGGGCAUUGCCAAGCACUGGAGCCCACAUACAACAAGCUUGCCAAUCAUCUACGUGGCAUUGAGUCUCUUGUUAUAGCCAAGAUGGAUGGAACAACAAAUGAGCAUCCCAGGGCAAAGUCUGAUGGCUUCCCCACACUUCUCUUCUUCCCGGCAGGAAACAAGAGCAUUGAUCCGAUUACUGUAGAUGCUGACCGUACAGUGGUUGCAUUUUAUAAAUUCCUCAAGAAGCACGCAUCAAUCCCUUUCAAGCUCCAGAAACCAACUUCAACACCAAAUUCGAAAAGUUCUGAGGCCAAGGAGAGCCUUGAGAGCAGCACUAACGAGUUGAAGGACGAAUUAUGAGGAUUUUAAUGGCAUGUUACUGAAGUAGUGCUUAUCAUUUAUAUGCCAUCAGCAAGAUUGAAAAGUUAUAGUUGUCAUAUAGAUUAAGUUAGAAAGAAAAUAUCAGAAUUUAAUCCCCUUCUGAGA
Molecule: messenger RNA, 1916 nt
Organism: Juglans microcarpa x Juglans regia
Lineage: Eukaryota; Viridiplantae; Streptophyta; Magnoliopsida; Fagales; Juglandaceae
Product: protein disulfide isomerase-like 1-4
Exons: 12
Coding region: 81-1790 (569 amino acids)
Biological process (GO): protein folding; response to endoplasmic reticulum stress
Cellular component (GO): endoplasmic reticulum
Molecular function (GO): protein disulfide isomerase activity
Source: RefSeq, a predicted model, not a curated record